UGACAUUCUACCCAGUUUGUAGCUCGACUGCUUGCUAAUUUGUUGGCACCUCUUUGGUCUGCUCCUCUGCGAUCCCGACGCUGGUUGCCCAUCCAUCCCAAUUCCAGCGCGCAUCCAUGAGAAAAUCGGGCACACGACACUGGCCUCACCGCAUCACUCCCGCCAGCAUCGCCGGUGCUGGUUGUGUUAUGCUCUGAAGCACAGCGCCCAAGAUCUGCGCAAGUCGCCGACAGCAUGGCCAGCUCCGAGAAAGACAUCGGAGGUGCAGAUGCCCCCGGAAACACCAGCGAGGCACGCAGCGUCUCACGGCACGGUCCAGGUGCGCCGGGUUACACAGAGCCUGCGCCACCGGCCUUCAAAGAAGGCGGCUAUGGCUGGUGCGUUGUCGCCGCUGUCUUUGUGAUCAACAUGCACACCUGGGGUCUCAAUUCGAGCUUUGCUGUUUUUCUGGCCUAUUACCUCCGAAACAAUUUCUUCCCUGGCGUGACAGCGCUUCAAUAUGCCUUCGUCGGUGGUCUCUCCAUUUCCAUCAGCAUGCUUUGCUCCCCACUGGCGACAAUGCUGAUCCGGUGGGAGCGCUGUGGCACAAGCAUGACCAUCUUCAUCGGCGUCAUCUUCGAGUCAAUCGGGUUCCUCGGCGCUUCCUUCGCCACAGAGCUGUGGCACCUGCUUCUCAGCCAGGGCAUAUCUUUCGGCGUCGGCAUGGGUCUCUGCUUUGUGGCUUCUGCGCCUGUGCCUGCGCAGUGGUUUGAGAAGAGGCGCUCUCUCGCGAGCAGCAUCGCCGCGGCAGGGUCGGGCUUUGGCGGCCUGUGCUACUCGAUCGCCACCAGUGCCAUGAUACAGUCGAUCGGACUUGCUUGGACCUUCCGCAUCCUCGCCAUCAUAUGCCUUGUGGUCAACACAGUCGCUGCGUUUGUCGUCAAGGACAGAAACGCUGCCACGGGCUCCGUACACGUUCUGUUCAACUCUGCUCUGCUUCGUAGGCCCGAAUUCCUCCUCUACGAGUGUUGGCUCAUCUUGUCCAUGCUCGCCUACGUCGCGCUGGUCUUUUCACUCGUAGACUACUGCCAAUCAAUCGGGCUGUCGGCUGCUAAUGCGUCAUUGGUCGGUGCGCUGUUCAACCUCGGUCAAGGCCUUGGCCGACCCAUUAUUGGAGUGGCCAGCGACCACUAUGGUCGGCUCAAUGUCGCGCAGAUAUCAACGGCGCUCUCUGGAGUGCUGUGCCUGGUUUUCUGGCUGCCAGGGACAAGGACGCUUGCGGCAUGCAUCGUGUUCGCCCUCCUAUGUGGCCCCGUGGCUGGUGUCAUGUGGGCAUCAUGCACGCCUGUAUGCGCCGAGGUUGUCGGUAUCUCACUCACUCCUUCAGCAUUGUCCAUGAGCUGGCUCGCCUUGGUCCUGCCUGCCAUGUUCUCCGAGGCCAUAGCUCUGGAACUGAAAAGACCGGGUUCUUGGGGAUACACCAACAUUCAAGUGUUUAUCGGCUGCAUGUAUUUAGGAAGUUCUGCGUUCGGUUGGGCGCUCCGGGCUUGGAAGUUGCAGGAGAUUGAGCACGCAAGACUUGCCAAGGAUGAGCGCGAGAUGGCUAUCCGUAACGACGCAGUCCUCGAUCGCGAUGAACAUCACCAUGCCGAUUUAGACACGAAAUCGAGAUUCAUAUCGAUGAGGGGAUUGUGGGCGUUUGCCAAGGUGUAGAGCUCGGGAUCAAGGCUUUGGUUGGUGCCCUCCAGUGAACACAGUCUGCAUCCUAACACGUAGGCCAUGGCCACUUGCGAGAGCUCGUGCCAUUGAACCCUGGAUCUUUUGGUGUCAAAAUGAGCUUCAAAUACCAUUCAUAUCAUAGGAAAAAAUUGGCUUGUCUGACUUGUCAUAACCCAUCCUUUUCUGGUACUGUCGCCAAAGCGUACUCUUCUGUCCCAUCAAUGCGACCGCCUCUGCGCUGACGGUUGGCAAUAUCCCGACGACCCUUUCUCAGCUCGCACUUGACAAAGAACUGACAGAGAAAGUAAUUAUUCUCUGCCCUGCACGGGGCCCCGGUUUAUUCAACUAUGUCCCCGAUCGGUAGAUCUAGCUGGCACGGGGUACUCCAUCGACGCCACCAG
Molecule: messenger RNA, 2099 nt
Organism: Microdochium trichocladiopsis
Lineage: Eukaryota; Fungi; Ascomycota; Sordariomycetes; Xylariales; Microdochiaceae
Product: major facilitator superfamily domain-containing protein
Exons: 8
Coding region: 235-1692 (485 amino acids)
Biological process (GO): transmembrane transport
Molecular function (GO): transmembrane transporter activity
Source: RefSeq, a predicted model, not a curated record